AUGUCUAGUAGUUCUACAAGCGGCACGAAUAAUGUCACAUCUCUUUUCAAGAGGAAGGAAAUCAUCGGCAGGGGGAAGUUUGGAGUUGUGUAUAAGGCGUUCCACGUGAAGACGCAACAAGUGUAUGCUAUUAAGGUUUUAAAUCUCGAUAAUACCGAAGAUGAAGUGGAAGAUAUCCGUAAAGAGAUCCAGUUUUUAUCGUCUUUGAAGCAGACCCCGAACAUCACCCAUUACUAUGGCUCAUAUUUAAUUGAUACUAAGUUAUGGGUUAUAAUGGAAUAUUGUGCUGGUGGUUCACUACGGACGUUGCUACGACCGGGGAUCAUCGAAGAAAAGUAUAUCGGAGUUAUCAUGAGAGAGAUUCUUGUAGCUUUGAUUUCAAUUCAUAGGGACAACGUCAUUCAUCGAGACAUCAAGGCUGCAAAUAUCUUGAUUGCAAACAACGGAAGCGUAAAACUUUGUGACUUUGGUGUUGCCGCACAGCUCUCGCAGUCAAUGUUAAAGAGACAAACAAUGGCUGGUACUCCUUAUUGGAUGGCGCCAGAGGUCAUUAUGGAAGGUGUUUACUAUGAUACCAAAGUUGAUAUAUGGUCUUUAGGUAUUACCGCGUAUGAAAUUGCCACUGGAAAUCCUCCUUACUGUCAUAUGGAGGCUAUCAGGGCAAUGCAAAUGAUUACGAAAUCCAAACCGCCAAGACUUGAGGGAAGGGAAUAUUCUCAGCCUUUAAAGGAGUUUAUUGCAUUAUGUCUUGACGAAGAUCCUAAGGAGAGGCCAUAUGCAGAAGAACUUUUCAAGAGUAAGUUGAUAAAACAAGAGAAGGGCACCAGCACGGUGAUUUUAAAAGAGCUUAUAACACGGUAUUUGCUUUUCAGAGAAAAGAAUGAACAGUAUAAACAUGAGGAAGAAUCUCAUACAAGUUCUAAACAGAAUCCCAAUUCAUCGAUAGAGGGAAAUGCAUCACAGGAUGCUGGUUCAUUUACAGAAAAGGAGCCCGAAGAUAUAGAUAUAAAAUGGGAUUUUGAUUCAUUGAGCUCUAGAGAAUACAUUUUAGAGAAUGAUAUCAACGUGGAGGCUAUACCAGAAGAAGCGGACUGGAUCAAGUAUUCUCCUCAAGAAGUAAAUUAUGCAUAUCCAGAGGAAGAAUACUACAAUUCCAACAAACCAUAUUUCCCAUAUUACCAAGGAUCCACCAUUGGCAGGACCUUUAACAACAAUCCCAAUACGGCUCAUCUGUCAACGAUACAAGCUAAUAACAAUAAUAGCGCCAACCUUAAUGCUACGGCGCCUACAAAUCAACAUAAUACGCAUUUUAAUAAGCAUUAUCAACACACUACAACAGGUACAGCAAAUCAUUUAAGUCGUCACACUGGAACUACCACCCAUGGCACUUCUAAACGGAGCGAAACAAAGGCUUCGAAACAAUUAUUACAAUUGUUUGAGGAUAAGCCUGAAGAAGUGUAUGAUUUUCCCAAGCUGAGUAAGACAGUGUCCUCAUUCAAUAUUCAACCAAAUGGGACUCCUCAUGUUGAUCAUGACAACGAUUCCAGACCUGAUAUGAGAAAUUUGCACAGCCAAAGUACUCCUGCAUUAUCCAUACUCCAAACCAACUUUAAAUCCAACCUUGCUGGCCCAGGAAGUUCAUCAGUGUUACCAACACCGAUAGAAAUUGAAAUUCCAGAAGAAUUACCUGUAAGUAAGGAAUCGGUUUUGACGAUGAAUACGAAGCCAAGGUCCUCCACUGUCUCUUCGAUGUCUCAAAAAGCUACACCAGUAUUACAAAGACGUCCCACUGUGAGCGGACAACCAUCUUCUCAGCUAACGUCUCUUAGGUCGGACAUAAUGAAUGGAAUAAAUACCAAUUCUAAGACUCCAGGAAACGAUGACACAAAUGGAAUCAACGUCCCUUCUACUUCAUCGAACAAUGCUCCAAAUGUGGGAGCUAAGAAUUUAUUCGGAUCGAAUUUGACUCAGGCGAGAUCGCCGUCUCCCACUCGUGCGUUGGCUGACGUUUCACCGGAAAAGAAAUUGUUAGAUUCUGUAUUGCAUCAGAGUGCUGUUUAUAGCAACACUCCGCCUGUUAUGAAGCAAAUGCAUACACCUAAUGAUGUUUUAUUACAAUCAAUGAAUACCCCAGCAGAGAAGAAAGAAACCGAAGGUGAACCAAGUAGGAUCAAUAGAGAUUUCAAAAAGCAACAUCCCCACUUGAAGUUGCAAAUGCCAUCUCCUACUACGCUGGUAGGCUCCAACAAACUACUUGAUUCAACGACGCAGCUUGACGAUGCAUCACACCAACAUCAACCAAAUUCAGCAUCCACAGCUCCAGGCGCCGUCACUGCCCAAACUGUAAAUCAGUUUGGUAUCAACACAAGCAAUGCCCAAAUAUCUGUGGCAAUGACACCAGUGGGCGAAAAACGGUUCGGAGAUUUCACAAAACCAAGAAAGAGAAGCACAAGUGCCAGCACAUCGAGUAGAAAUAGUAGCAUUACCAAUGACCAUGUAUACAACCCCGCCAAUGCUAUUCUAGCCAGCAAUGGGAACAAUAGCGCUUCGGCGACAAAUGGGCCAACAAACAAUGGUGCUUCUGGCACCGCCGCUACAACAACCACAACUACUGCAAGUAUGCUCGCUACGACAGUGAGCUCAACCAAUCCCGGUACCAGCAAUGGUGCAAUAUCAAUUCCUUCAGCUUCCACAUCGGCGGGACCCCUACCAUCCGUAUCGAUGACCCCCCUGAGUAUUCCACCAGGAACCAGUAACACUGCAAGCACUGCUGGUAGCAGCACCGUCGUUGGUGGCAGCGCCGGAGGGAAUAUUUCUACAAUGAGUGCACUUUCAUCAACGACGCCUUCUUCUUUAGGAUUCAUCAUGGAUCCACCUCCGAAGUCAUUAUCCAUGGACAUGUUCAUAGAUGUACAUGACGAUCAUCGUAUCGAUAAGAAACCUAUUGCGUUAUCUGAACUUGACUCCUUACUAAAGAUGUUCGAAGAUGGACUCACGGUGAUAGAACAAACGCUACGGAGCUCGCUUCCUCAGGAUUCCCCAGAAGAGUAA
Messenger RNA from Kluyveromyces lactis, 3051 nucleotides. It is a transcript of the gene KIC1, whose product is annotated as putative serine/threonine protein kinase KIC1. The record is from RefSeq and is a predicted model, not a curated record. The transcript has a single exon. Lineage: Eukaryota; Fungi; Ascomycota; Saccharomycetes; Saccharomycetales; Saccharomycetaceae. Gene Ontology annotation, biological process: protein phosphorylation. Gene Ontology annotation, molecular function: protein kinase activity; ATP binding. Bases 1 to 3051 code for a protein of 1016 amino acids.